ACCAAUUUUUGUCUAAAAGCAAUAAAUUUUGGAAAUGUAAUUUUUAUUCUAACUUGUUUUCAUAAGUUAUAACAGCAAAAAUCAAAAAAUUUCUGUUUUCAAAAAUGUUCGUAGUCAUUUAUAUCCUAACAAUAAUUUUAUCAGAUGUGCUGGCCGCAAGUAUAAGUAAUAAUGAACAAUCAAUUUGGAACGACUUUAAAUCAAAAAAUAUAAAGUAUCAGUUUUUCAUACAAUUCGGCAAAGAAUCGAAAUGUUUUAGAGAAGACGAUGCCAAUUUUGAUAUUUUUUUCCAAGCGUUGAGUGGGGCUCUAAAUUCUGCAAAUACAAAAACAUUAUCUGGCCCUGAGAAGGAAACAGACUUAAUAAACUACCAAGAAACUUUGAGAAGUAGGGCUAAUGAAACAAUAUUCUGCGCGGAACUUCAUGAUAACAUGCCACAGGACUCCAAGUUUGCAAAAUUAUUACUGCAUGACGAAACGUGUUUAGCAUUUUGUUUUUGCAAAUCUGGUCUUUUAAAAGAAAAAUUGCCAGACAAAGGAUGUUCCCUUUUGCACUAUAUUUACACCAAAAUUAAAACAGAAAAAAAUAUUCAAGACAAGAAAAAUGUUGGCAAGACAUCUGAAGUAAACGAAGAACCAAAGGCAACCGAAUCUGAAGUAAAAAAGGCCGACGAUAUAAAAACUGAUAUAAUAGAAGAAACUUCGAAAUCUUCAAAGUUGCCGGAUCCUGAAGUUACACAAAAAAAAACUGAAUUGGCUCAGGCCGAUUCCAAGUCGGAAACGUCUUCUAAGAAGCCAGUAACUAAAGAUAUCACACCUGAAGUGGUAUCAAAAGCUAUCGAGAAUACAAAAGGUAUAAAUACCGUGUCUAAUAAUAUAUCACCAAAUGAAGAUGACGCUAAUGCGUUUUAUGCAGCUAAAACUGAAAAGCCUAUUGAACAAGACAAAAAUGCCAAAGCGAAUAACGAAGAUCUAAUUCCAUCUUUACCUUUUCAACCUGAUAACGAAGAAAGUUAUGAGAAUGAGGAGGAAAAUAUCCAAAAUACUGAUAAUAAUAUACCUAAAGUUGAACAAAGUCAAUCUUAUCACAAUAUAAACGACAAUGAAUUCCAAAAACCAAUAAUUUCAACAAAAUAUUAUACUGUACAAGAGGAUGCCGGUUCAAACUUUUUCACAUAUCUUUUUAUGGCGAUGUUUUUAACUAUAGUAUUUUAUGUUAUAUAUCAUAACAAAACUAAAAUUUUAGCUUUAAUGUUAGAAGGACGUCGUGGAAAAUCUGGUAGGGGUAGGAGAAAACAUACAGCUUCAUACAGCAAGUUGGAUAGUAAUCUAGAAGAAGCAAUUUCAUCCCCGUAUAGCGGUAGAAGUUCUCAAAUUAUAUAUUAAUGCGCUAGGUGAUCAUAAAUACCAUAGAAAGGAAAUUGUAAUAAACUUAGGUAGCUCUUUGGUUUUUAGAUUAUUAGUAAAAGAAAAGUAGAAUAUUGAAAUAAACAAAAUUACAAAACAAUCACGUAAAUACAACGGAUCAUAAAAGUAGAUACACAUUUCAAUCUUUUUAAGAAAAAUUUACUAAUUGAAUUUCAUGAUCACACAUUAUUCUGUGUACAUAUUUAAAGUUCAUUAAAGGAUUGCGUCUUAGCACAAAAACCGAAGAAAAGUUUUUAGAAUUUCGAAUAGAAUUAAUUCAAUUAAAUCUACUUUAACAUAAAAAAAUACCACUUCAUUUAAUUUUUCAUUUGUGUAUAUUGUAGUCGCUUCUCAUCAAAUUCAUAGUGCCUGUUUACAUUAUUUAUACUCUUGUUUAAAAUUAUCUAGAGACGAUCUCACUAGAUCUUUAAUAUUUUCAAUACUGGAAUUGGAAAAAAAAUAUUAAAGGGACUUUUUUUUCAUUGAACUAUUUAAAAAGCAGAAAUAUAAUUUUCGCUAUAUGCAUAUGUAUGUAUAUAAAUUUUUUCAUUUUAACUUAAAGUAAUUUAAUUUUUUUGCCCACAUACUCAAAAUUCCAAAUGAAUGAAAUAAAAAAAUAUGUAUGUGAAACUUUAAAUUUUGUUUUCAAUAUUUUGGUGUCAUUCAUCUAUUUUGAUAAAAAUAAAGAAAAUUCUUACCUACAACCGUUAAUAAAAUUGUUCGGA
Messenger RNA from Condylostylus longicornis, 2131 nucleotides. Its product is annotated as trans-Golgi network integral membrane protein 2-like. The transcript has a single exon. Bases 105 to 1385 code for a protein of 426 amino acids. The record is from RefSeq and is a predicted model, not a curated record. Lineage: Eukaryota; Metazoa; Arthropoda; Insecta; Diptera; Dolichopodidae.